Molecule: messenger RNA, 3708 nt
Organism: Mytilus trossulus (common blue mussel)
Lineage: Eukaryota; Metazoa; Mollusca; Bivalvia; Mytilida; Mytilidae
Exons: 2
Coding region: 46-1836 (596 amino acids)
Biological process (GO): protein monoubiquitination
Molecular function (GO): zinc ion binding; ubiquitin protein ligase activity
Source: RefSeq, a predicted model, not a curated record
AUGUAGUAGGAGCAUAAAACAGUUCAAAGAAAAUAAAAGGGAAAGAUGGAAAAGGAAAAGAAGCUAAAUGGCGAAAUAUGCGCUGCAUGUCUAAGAGACAAUGAUAAAAUUGAAGCCAAACACUGGUGUUGUGACUGUGCCGAGGCAUUAUGUGAGGAUUGUGGGAAGGUCCACAGAAAGUCCAGAUUCACUACCUCGCAUAAACUUAUCCGUCUCCGAGAUGUUAAGAAUACUAAAUCAUUUUUAAUGGCUACGUCUUUCUUAUGCGAUCUUCAUUCUGAUUUGAGGGUGACAUUCUACUGCAAUAGACAUGACCAGCUGAUUUGCCAAACCUGUUUGUUACAAACACACAAGGACUGUAAAUAUAUUACUGCAAUCGAACAGCUUAUACCAGAGAGACAUACAAGUAGUAGUAACGACCAUUUUGAUGUUCUACAGAAGCAAGCAUUAAAACUUGCAGACACGUUAUACCAACUUAUAAAUACAAGGAAAGACAAUCUAACCAACCUUGAUCAACAAAACAAGACAAUUCAAGAAACAAUUAAGAAAACAAAGUCUGAUAUCAUAGAUCAUCUAACAAAACUAGAAGAAGAACUUCUCAACAGUCUACGUGUCAAAUACGACUCCUGUGUUGAACAAAUAGAUGAUGAAAUUUCCCAGCUUCAACAUAAUAACGAUCUGAUGUCCAUUCACGAUAGCGAUAUUGAAUUGAUGAGAAUAAAUGGUUCUGAACCUUAUAAGUUCACAAUUGUAAAGAAGUUUGAACAGACUAAACAAAGAACUGAAGAUAUCAUAAGUAACUUCAGAGAUAGAUAUAAACCAUUGGAAAUAGAUUUCACCCAAAAUGAAGAACAAUUAGCUUCACUUUACAAUGCAAUGGGUUGGGUCGAUAUCAAAGUUAUCAAUCGAGUCAAAUCUGCUGUCACUGAAAUAACGUCACCUAGGCUGAUCAGCAAACAAUUGGAAAGUCCAACAGAGAGCAAGAUUGUCCCUAGACCUGUAUCAACUCGAUCCGUUAGCAAAUUCAAAGAAAGUGACAUGUCGUUAAUAAAACUUGUACCUCAAACUCCCUCGAUUACACAGCUUGCACUAUACAAAAAAUUCCCGACGUCUUCAUCGUUAGGAGAACAUAUCGUCGUCUCACGUGGUUGUUUUAUCUCAGGAAAGCACAUUCUAUUAUGUGAUGCGCAGAAUAGAUGUAUAUUUAAAUGUAACCUCUACGGUUCAAUGGCCGAGAAAAUUCCAUUGCUGUACUUUCCACAUGAUGUUGCCCUGUUUGACAGGAAUACAGCCGUUGUCGCAGCAGGCGAGAGGGGUAUACAAGUUUUUGAUAUCACCGAUAGUGAAUGUAGGCCAGAUCGAUUUAUAAGACCUGGCGGGAAAUGCACUGCGAUUUCCUGCAUUGACGAUCAAAUCAUCGUCCGGAGUGGACACUGCAAAAUAAGCAUUCUCGAUCGCGCGGGAAUUUCCAUUUUCAAAAUAAACACCAAAUAUGACCCGUUGAUUUUAAGCGCGGGAAUAAACGGCUCUAUUUACUGGACAAGUAACAACGGCGAUGAAGUCCAAUGCAUUGCGCGAGAGCGGUCACAAUUCAUCUGCAGAUCUGAAACGUUGGUUGGUCCAACUGGACUCGCUACAGAUGGCGCAGGUCACGUGUUUGUUGCUGGGUACGAAUCUGGAAAUAUCCAUCGGUUAUCAAAUAGAGGAACUAAAUCCAUGGUCUUAGACGAAGGAAUACAUCAUCCUUGGGGUCUGGCAUUUGAUCAAGAUUCUCAAAGGUUAAUGAUUAUUAAUGACGACGGAGUAUCUAUUGAUAUUUAUACAGUUUGCAAGUAGACGACAAAUUAUUGUUUUACAUAAGAAUAAGAAUAUUUAUAAUUGCAACCAAGCCCUUGGAGGACAGCACGACAUGUAUAGACACAAAACAAGACACUGAGAUUUUUUCACAUUUAAAUGAAAUAGUCAAGGUUCAUGUACAUAUAGACUAGUCCAAAUAAUUAUGACGUCUUGAAAGGCUAUUAUUUUUUUUCUUUGACGCCUUACAUCGAGGAAAGCGUCGAAGCAAAAAAUUGAAAUAGCCUUCCUAGACGUCAUUAUUAUAUGGACUAGAUAUUGAUAUAGGCACAUCAACAUAGAGCUUAAUUUCAUAUAAAUCAUGUCCAUUUAAUUCCAGGCAGGAACAGAACCAUAAAAGACAUAACAAUAAUCAUCGUCAUUGCGUAGAUUUAAAAAAAAUUAUACCAUAAGCUAAGCUUUGCCUCUAAUUUUGAAUAUUCAGCUUUUUUAUGUAUUUGAGGUACCAGGAUUAUAAUUUAGUACGCCAGACGCGCGUUUCGUCUACAUAAGACUCAUCAGGGAUGUUCAAAUCAAAAUAUUUAUAAAGCCAAGCAAGUACAAAGUUGAAGAGCAUUGAGGAUUCCAAAUUCCAAAAGUUGUGCCAAAUACGGCUAAGGUAAUCUUUGCCUGGGAUAAGAAAAUCCUUAGAUUUUCGAAAAAUUUAAAGUUUUGUAAACAGGAAAUUUAUAAAAAAAAAAAAAAUAGAACAUAUUGAUAUUCAUGUCAACACCGAAGUGUUGACUUCUGUGCUGGUGAUACCCAUCGACCCAGUGGUGUAAAUAGUUAUCAAAGGUACCGGAUUAACCGUCAUUAUAUUAAUCAGACGAAGAAAGAUAACUCUAAUCAAUUCAACGACAUAAAACUUAAGCUUGACAUUUGAAUUAUCGUCCUUUGUUCGUCACUGAAAAUGAUGGAUGUCACGAAUCAACAAAAACUUAGCUAAUUUUUUUUGAAUGAACAGAAUUAUAUUAAGGAGGUGCAGUAAUGUCUGCUGGAAUUUGGUUGAAACUGAUGCAGACACAUUUGCGUUUUAAGAUUUUUUUGAGUGAAAAGGUUUGAUGUUGUCUUUUAAAUCUGUGUUUUAGCUUCAUGCACUCAUUGCUGAGUUGUGAUUGUGCUUCGGUCAUUGCAUCAUUUAUAUAAUAUACAACUGUCGCUUCCAAGCCCUUAUUGGAAUUAAGAUUUUACGUGUGUACCUGUGUUUUUUUAUGACGUUGCCGUACAGGAAAACUGCUCGGAAGUGCAUACGUCAAUGUUACUUAGGCUUAUUGGAUGGCGAUAACUAGUAUCACAUAUAGACAGAUUUAAUGCUUCGGUGAAAGUUUUCAUUUAAACGGUAAUGCUUUUUUAAAGUGUGUUGCUUGUUAAUUAUUUUUUUUGUAAUAGUAAGAGUAAAUUAUUGUCCUUAAACUACGAUGUUUACCAUUGGUUUUGCCUGUUUUUAUUUGUUUGUAAACUAUGAUAAAUAGAUAGAAACUCUAAAAUGGAAAAGGAGAACAGCAAGACAUGAUCUACAAAUAAGACAACAAAUAAAUUGUCAAUUCUCUAAUGUUGCCAUAAAAUGAAAAUUGUUCACCAAAUUCAAUGCGUUUUGUCUAUUUUGUUUAAACUCAAUUAUUAGUAGAUAGAGAAAUAGAAAAAAUAGAAAAAUGAAAAUCAGCUAAAAAAAACAAUUUAAAUGGCCAAAUUGUCUGUCAACUCCUUAUUGGAGUUAUUGUCCCGAAAUUAGGUUUUUUAUUAGUUUUUAUGUAUGUUGGACCACAAACGUUAGUAACAACAGAGAAACUUCACAAAGAAAAAAUUAUCAGUAAAUAAACUUCGGUCUACAAAAAAGUCAAAUAUAGCUUCAUGAAACUAUCGGUAAACUCAGCA